AUGGCAGCUCGACCUGGCAGCUCGAAGCGCGUGCCGGCGUCGCAGGACGCCUUGGACGCGUUCGUGACGACGCAGCUGCUUGACAAUGGCAUGGACGUGAUCGCCAGAAAGAUCAACUUGCUGCGCGAGAAGUUGCUGCGGUCUGGGAGCGGCGAGGGCGACGCGGAGAGGAAGAAGAAGUGGGCAAGGCAGCUGCAGCAUUGGCUUGCGCUCGCCUGCCGCCUGCUGGCCAAGCAGCGACGGCAACUGAACCACUGUAUCGAGCGCGUCGAGAGAGACUACAGUCGCGGGGAGAUCGGCCUGGGCGCGGCCAAGCAGAAAGAGGAGGAGGCGCAGGAGGAGGCCAACCUCUAUAGCCGCACGUACGCUCGUCCGAGAGCGCACUCGGCUGCACCGGAGAGCGACGGCUACGUGGGCGUGAUGGUGCCAAAUAAGGAGGAAAUUUUGGCAGUGGGUUGCCACGUUGCAGCCAAAGUGGCUCGCAGCCACGAGCUGUGGAUCAUGGCGCGCAUCGUCAAGUUCAACGCCGACUCCAACACGUACGAGGUGGAGGACGUCGACUCGGGCGACGACGACGAAGAGGAGGGAGAAGACGCGCCCAGGAGACACUACAUCGUGCCGUGGCAGCAGGUCGUGGAGCUGCCGGGCGACUCGCUGCCCGAAGGAGAGUGGAUCCACUAUGCUGUCGAUGAGCGAGUUAUGGCCAUGUACCCCAACACGACCAGCUUUUUCCGCAGCACAAUUCGCGUGCCGAACCCGAGGGGCGCUCCGUACGUGAUCCUCAAGUUCGACGAGGACGAGGACGAACACGGCUUCGUGCCGGACCGCAAGGUACCCUUUCGCUUCGUGGCCCCGCUCAAGCCCUGGCACCAGAAAUUCAGCAGUGCACCAACAGUGUAA
Phytophthora sojae is the source of this 900-nucleotide messenger RNA. RefSeq lists its product as hypothetical. Gene Ontology annotation, cellular component: SAGA complex. The coding region runs from base 1 to 900 and encodes 299 amino acids. The transcript has 3 exons. The record is from RefSeq and is a predicted model, not a curated record. NCBI's taxonomy places the organism in Eukaryota, Oomycota, Peronosporomycetes, Peronosporales, Peronosporaceae.